AUGAUUCCCAUCAGUGAGCUUCCCCAGCCUUCUAGGGCAGCAAAAGUACAGGAGCGAGAUGAUGAGCUUUUCCUUGAAGGCAAUGAUGGACACGAACUGAUUUUACCUCAUGACCUGUACGAUAAAUUGGGCAACGUAUCUGAUCCUUAUGAUCCAAAUAAAGAUUUCAUUGGAUUUGUUGAUCCUCUCUUUGGAGUUGUUUUAGUUGACACGGAAAAGCUUCAAGAACAUAUCACCAACAAGACUCACAAUGCGCAAGGAAACACGGUAGAAGAAAAUGGACUGAAAUCGUGCUCUAAUUCACUUACAGAUGAAAACGAACAUCGAAACCGAGAAGAACCAAUUUCUGCAACUAAUAGGACUGCGGAAGGCACGCGGUCUCCCAAGGAAGCCAUUUCAUCGCCGUCUCGUGCUGGCACGGACAAGAAAGAGAAGACGCUGCACCAUCUUGCGUACGAGAUGAAAAUUGGCUACCCUCCGCCAGAAGAUGAAAACCGACCAAUUUCUGGCUUUGGAGUUAAAAACGGUAGAAUUCUCUCUAAUUCUUCUACAUUCAACUCUUUCUCUGACGAGUUCCACACCGAAGAGAGAGGUAUGAGCGAGACUGAACAAGUUAAGCUCACAGCUCUCAUAAGCCGGCUGCAUGAAAGCUACCAGAAGAAGACCAGCAGCGUGUGCAGCCUCCUGUGAAAAAUGUUACCAAACAGACAGAAUACUUUUAUUUUAUUUUAUUGGAUUCGUAUUCUGCCAUGAAUUGCAAUAACAAUUUGUAGACAUUUUCAACGAUUAAUAGAGCUUUUUCGAUUAGUUUUUUCACAUCAUUCAUUUUCAAUUAAUUAUGUAACCCAUUGAGCUAAUUCGUAACAAGCGCUGUCAUAAAUUCACUACACUGCAACUGAAAGGCAAUGCUGAACUUCAUAUGAGAUUUUCAUGAACACUCAAUUUUAGUCCAUCAGCCUUCGCAUUCUCAUCUAGCCACAUUAUUUGCAACAAAUUUGCCUACUCUUCGAGGAAGAGAAUAAAUAACGUUCAGUAAUAUUCACUGAAUUUCAACGAAGAAUGAUCAUUCCUGUUAAUAAAUAAUAAAUAAAUUAGUAAAUGCAGUGAACAAUAAAUGCAGUGAACCAAUUGAAUAGAUUUCAAUAAAAUCGCAUUGUACUUGUUCUUUACGCUUGUUCCUUUGUUGACAAUCGAUACUUCACACACCAGUGUGAUCAACUAUUGAGAUUUUAGGCCUACUUCCCAUCAUUAAUGAUAUUUUGGAGCCAUUUCUUGCUUUUAAUAAGGGAAUAGGUGCGCAGAUACACAUAUGUAGUCUCUUCACAGAAGUUGAUAUGAAAAUAAAUUUCGAUUUUGUAAAAUUUUAAUUUUCUGACAACCUGACAUUUUUUAAAGUUAUAUUGCAAUUGCAAUU
Molecule: messenger RNA, 1414 nt
Organism: Hyalella azteca
Lineage: Eukaryota; Metazoa; Arthropoda; Malacostraca; Amphipoda; Hyalellidae
Exons: 2
Coding region: 1-690 (229 amino acids)
Source: RefSeq, a predicted model, not a curated record